Molecule: messenger RNA, 1217 nt
Organism: Drosophila mauritiana
Lineage: Eukaryota; Metazoa; Arthropoda; Insecta; Diptera; Drosophilidae
Product: protein Exd1 homolog
Exons: 1
Coding region: 95-898 (267 amino acids)
Molecular function (GO): nucleic acid binding
Source: RefSeq, a predicted model, not a curated record
UUGCUGUCAUUGUUGUUCUUUUCAAAGCUUUUAUUAUUCGAAAAGGUUAGUUUCUAUUAAAAUUGUGAUUUAAAGUAACUUAAGGCAAAUUACAAUGAACGAGAGCGAUGGAAACGACAGCUUUAGCUCUGCUCUGGACAGUCUCCCGGAAAUCAUUUGUUUCCCUUUCUGUAAAAGAGAACUGGAAAACCUGGAGAAGCAACUGGAUCGAAUUGUUUUGAUAAACCAGGUGGAUACUACAUACCACAGGGCAUUAAAGGACAUAAAGGAUCAGGAGAUCAUAUCGCUGCUGGUGGAGCCCAGUUUUUACGGACGACAUCACCCCACGUCUAUUUUGGUGGUAGCCACGGGCAAUGGAACGUACAUUUUCGACAUCAAGGCCCUUGGCUUGAUAUUUCUGGAACUGGCCAAGAUUCUGGAGGCGGAUCAGCCGCGCAAGGUAAUCCACUACAGUCACCGGAUCGCCGAUCAUCUGUUGCAUAGGCACCGCAUCUCAUUGGGAGGAAUCUUUGAUACUUUUGUGGCUCUAUGCCUGAUCAGCGAGACAAGAAUUCCGUACACCUUGCCAGAGGCUAUUACUCUCGUCUUCGGACUACCCAUGGAGAAGGUGACUGAAGCCUGUGAGUCGCAGCGGAACUUCACUGCUCGUCCACUGACCCACAGUCAAAUGAGAUACUUGGCCAAGAUGGUCCAGCUUCAGCACAUAAUGCACGAUCGUUUGAAUUAUAGUCACAUCUUUUGCGCCGAGGUUCAUCGCAUAUCCUUAGAGUUCAGCCACAGCUACUACGGCUUACGGUCCUGCGACGUCGCCAUAAACAUGGCACCUGCCAGUAGCUUCGGGUUCCAACUCUUAGAUUCAUUCUGCAAAAAGACCGACAAGGAACUCGAGGAGAUCUAGGAGAUCACCAAAUAGCUCGCAAGGGAGCGGAUUAGUUCGGCAGGAUUGUAAUGGAAUACCUUCGGCUGAGUUGUGUCUCAUAUAUGCAUCUAUAUUUUACUGAUAGGUCAAGGGAUUUUUCUUUUUUAUUGAUAAAUGUUUUUUUCCCGAUGUGCAAUGUACCUUUCUCAAAAAUCACGUUUUUUUAUUCGACUAAAAGAAUACAAUAUCUAAGAAUGUUCUAUAUAUUUAUAAGAAUAUUCAUUUAUAAAUAAUUAUCUUAUAAGAAGGUAAGAUCCUUAAAAAGAAAACCGAUGGUAACAUACCCUUACAGUUUUAA